Molecule: messenger RNA, 644 nt
Organism: Zychaea mexicana
Lineage: Eukaryota; Fungi; Mucoromycota; Mucoromycetes; Mucorales; Lichtheimiaceae
Exons: 3
Coding region: 393-551 (52 amino acids)
Cellular component (GO): membrane
Source: RefSeq, a predicted model, not a curated record
GUCACAUGUCUUGGUAUUUUGGGCAAGUAGAAGAGAAUCUCCUCUAACCUGACUACAUUAACUUAUUCCCGACAUAAAAGGCUAAUCAUCAAUCUCUCAAACAAAGCAUACCUUAUGCGGAAAUGAAGGAACGUAUAUCGCGCUUGAACGGGAUCGUCGCUCGCUUCUUCCGUUUUCUCGAGGGGACGAUUAUAUUACGCAAACCGUUUUUUAGAACAGCGCCGAAGGGAAAUGGCUGAUGUUGUAUAAUCACUUUUGCAUGGCAUUGUCGUUGAUUUCCCGCCAAGGCUUUCUUUUAUAUUUCUCCCCAGUUCUUUUUGGUUCUUGGCCUCUUUCUUUCACUUUUAUUUUUCUUCCUUUGUUUAUCAAAAAGAGUUGUUUUUUCUACAAACAUGGUCGGUGAUUGCUGCUUGAUAAUCAUCAUCUUACUUUUACCUCCUCUCGGUGUCUUCCUUAUGCGCGGAUGCCAUGCUGACUUUUGGAUCAACAUAUGUUUGACGAUCCUUGGUUAUCUUCCUGGUAAGAGAUGUCAUGGCUCGGAUGGAAAAUGAAUGCUAUGACGAUUACAGUAGUGAUUAGCAGGCGUAACGAGGUUAUUUAUUUAUUUCUCUGCGUUUUAUAGGCCAUUUGCACGCGUUUUACGU